ACUCCCACCAGUGCGCUCUUCCGUAUCGCCGCUCUUUUCUAGUGCUCUCCACUUGAACCAUCACUCGGCGUGUGGUAACCUCACAAAAUCGCUUCAGAAAAAGAAAUCAGAAACAUACCAAAAUGAGUUUCUUUGAGGGCACAGAGAAACUAUUAGAAGUGUGGUUUGGUUCUUCACAUAAGGAUAGAACAGCUGAUCUUCGCCUGAUUCCUCGGGAAUUUUGGGAUGACCUACUUGAUUUGGUCCAAUGUAAAAUUCUUAGUGUUGUCAAGAAUGAAAGCAUCCAUGCCUAUGUUCUCAGUGAAAGCAGCAUGUUUAUAUCGAAGAAUCGAUUUAUUCUGAAGACUUGUGGCACUACCACUUUACUGUAUGCUGUCCAGCCACUGCUUAAGAAGGUGAAAGAAUAUUGUGGAUUUGACAUUGUUGAGGAUGUGUUUUAUUCUCGCAAGAAAUUCAUGCAGCCGCAUCUGCAGGAAAAGCUUCACCAGAGAUUUGAAGAUGAGGUAAAAUACUUGGAUCAGCUGUUUAAAGAUGGAGGUGCCUAUAUACUAGGAAAAUUGAAUGCUGAUGCAUGGUACCUGUACACCACCAACCCUCAACUAACCAGCCCAGGGCGAGGAGUGAUAGAGCCAGACCAGACUUUAGAAGUACUCCUGUCAGGUCUGGAUCCAGAGGUAAUGAAAAUAUUUACCACAGAAGUGAGCAAGACUGCAACCCAGGCAACUGCACACUCUGGAAUAGCAGAACUUCUCCCAGGAGCCCAAAUUGAUGACUACCUGUUUGAGCCUUGUGGUUACAGUAUGAAUGGAAUCUUGCCAGAUGCACGUUACAUAACUAUCCACAUAACACCUGAGCCUGAGUGUUCUUAUGUCAGCUUUGAAACUAAUGUACCUCAGGCUGACUAUCAUGAUUUGAUCAUGCAUGUUCUCAACUGCUUCAAACCUAGGAAGUUCCUGUUGACAGUCUUUGCCAAUAAGGCUUCUAAAGCUGCCGGAGUCCACAAAGAUAUGCAGUGUGAGAAGUGGGAUGAGUUUGCUGGCUUUUCAAGAGUGGAUAACCAGCUGUGCAUGUUCAAGAAUUACGCUCUCACCUAUGCCCAUUUUGCCCGUGAUCCUUUCUAGGGACUCGCCUUGCCUCAACAAUUACAACUGCAAUACAUCAAAAAUUGUUUGAGGCAGUAUAUCUUAAAUGAAAAUCAGCAAUCAUUUCAGUUGUUAUUUUGCACAACUCAAUAUAUUUCAUAUAAUUUUGUAGUGUUCAUUUGGAAAAGUAGAAAACGUAGACGCAAAAUGUGGCAGUUGUUUGUAUAUCUGGCCUUAAAACCUAGAUGAAAAUGUAAUAUAAGACAAUGUGGUAAAAGUCAACUUGCUGUAAUCAUGGUAACCAACACCAUGGCAAUGAUGGCACAAUGCCAACCAGCAGGGACCCAUCAAACUAUAGGUCAACAGGUACCAGGUUUGUAAUACCAACAUCUUCACUGGAUUUGGUCAGUAAAAAUUCUGCCAUGUUUUGAAGUAUCUGGGGUAGCGCUAACACUCGCCAAUUUACCCAAAUGCUAAAACUGACUUAAAUUGGCUAAACAAAAAG
Molecule: messenger RNA, 1587 nt
Organism: Lingula anatina
Lineage: Eukaryota; Metazoa; Brachiopoda; Lingulata; Lingulida; Lingulidae
Product: S-adenosylmethionine decarboxylase proenzyme
Biological process (GO): spermidine biosynthetic process; spermine biosynthetic process
Cellular component (GO): cytosol
Molecular function (GO): adenosylmethionine decarboxylase activity
Source: RefSeq, a predicted model, not a curated record